AUGGAACGUAUUUGUGAACAAAGACAAAAAGAUGAUUUAUCAGCUUUAGCAAUUCAAUGGGGUGCUAUUGGAGAUGUUGGUAUGGUUAUUGAAAAUUUAGGAUCAAAUGAUACAGUUAUUGGUGGUACAUUACCACAACGAAUGACAUCUUGUUUAGAAACAAUAGAUUAUUUUCUUCAACAAUCUACAAAUAUACCUAUUGUUUCAUCUUAUAUUCUUGCUGAAAAAUUACAAAAAACAUCAGGAUCAUCAACAAUAUCAAUUAGUUUAAUUGAAACAAUUGCAAAUAUUCUUGGUAUAUCAGAUGCAAGUACAAUGUCUUUAGAUAGUACAUUAGCUGAUCUUGGUUUGGAUUCAUUGGGUAGUGUAGAAAUAAAACAAUUACUUGAACAAAAAUAUUCAAUAUCAUUAGCUAAUUCAAAAGAAAUUCAACAAUUAACUAUAAAACGUUUGAAAGAAAUUGAUUCAAAUUCAUCAGUAUCAACAACAACAACAACAACAACAACAACAACAACAAUAAAUAAUACAGAAACUAAAAAAACAUCAUCAAUAUCAUUAUUUGAUCUUAAUCAAUUAUUACCAAAAGAUUUAAUAGUUUUAUUGAAUGAAACAGUUAAAUCAAAUAAAUAUCAACAUUUAUUUCUUAUUCAUCCUAUUGAAGGUCAUGUAGAAAUGUUAAGAGAACUUUCACAACGUUUACCAAUUACAGUAUUUGGAAUUCAAUCAACUAAUGAUGUACCUAAUACAUCUAUUGAAGAUAUUGCUGCAUACUAUAUCAAAAAAAUUGUUGAAAUACAACCAACUGGUCCAUAUUUAAUUGGUGGUUAUUCGUUUGGCGCUUGUAUUGCCGUUGAAAUUGCUUUACAACUUCCAUCAAUUGCACAACUUUUAUUACUUGAUGGUAGUCAUUCAUAUGUUGCUACUCAUACAAAACAAUAUAGAACAAAAUUUAAUGAACCUAAACAUGCUGAAGCUGCAGUGCUUUAUGCUUUUCUACAACAAUUUAUUCCAAAUUUAGAUCAAAAGAAAAUAUUAUCAGAUUUAGCAAAUCUUCCAUCAUAUGAUGCACGUUUAUUAUUUGCAGCUGAAAUUCUUAAUAAAAUAAUCAAUAUUGGUAU
Rotaria sordida is the source of this 1118-nucleotide messenger RNA. NCBI's taxonomy places the organism in Eukaryota, Metazoa, Rotifera, Eurotatoria, Philodinida, Philodinidae. The record is from the annotation of a GenBank genome assembly.